Molecule: messenger RNA, 1021 nt
Organism: Chrysochloris asiatica (Cape golden mole)
Lineage: Eukaryota; Metazoa; Chordata; Mammalia; Afrosoricida; Chrysochloridae
Gene: SUDS3
Product: suppressor of defective silencing 3 homolog (S. cerevisiae)
Exons: 12
Coding region: 1-987 (328 amino acids)
Biological process (GO): negative regulation of transcription by RNA polymerase II
Cellular component (GO): Sin3-type complex
Molecular function (GO): histone deacetylase binding
Source: RefSeq, a predicted model, not a curated record
AUGAGUGCCGCGGGGCUGCUAGCUCCGGCCCCGGCCCCGGCUGGAGCGCCGCCGGCUCCGGAAUACUACCCCGAGGAGGACGAAGAACUGGAGAGUGCCGAGGACGACGAGCGCAGCUGCCGGGGCCGCGACUCGGACGAAGACACGGAGGAUGCGAGUGAAACUGACCUUGCCAAACACGAUGAAGAGGACUACGUGGAAAUGAAGGAACAGAUGUACCAGGACAAGCUGGCUUCUCUCAAGAGGCAGCUGCAGCAAUUGCAGGAAGGUACAUUGCAGGAGUAUCAGAAGAGAAUGAAAAAACUAGACCAGCAAUACAAAGAGAGGAUCCGAAAUGCAGAACUCUUCCUCCAGCUGGAAACUGAACAAGUGGAGAGGAAUUACAUUAAAGAAAAAAAGGCAGCGGUGAAGGAAUUUGAAGACAAGAAGGUUGAGCUGAAAGAGAACCUCAUUGCUGAGCUAGAGGAGAAGAAAAAGAUGAUUGAAAAUGAAAAGCUCACGAUGGAGCUGACUGGAGAUUCGAUGGAAGUGAAGCCCAUCAUGACCAGAAAGCUGCGGAGGCGACCCAAUGAUCCUGUCCCCAUCCCAGACAAGAGGAGGAAGCCCGCUCCUGCCCAGCUCAACUAUUUGUUAACAGAUGAGCAGAUCAUGGAGGAUCUGAGAACAUUAAACAAGCUUAAGUCGCCCAAGAGACCAGCCUCCCCAUCCUCUCCUGAACACUUGCCUGCCACGCCCGCAGAGUCUCCAGCCCAGAGGUUUGAAGCUCGGAUAGAAGAUGGCAAACUGUACUACGAUAAAAGAUGGUAUCACAAGAGCCAAGCAAUCUACCUGGAGUCCAAGGACAACCAGAAACUCAGCUGUGUGAUCAGUUCCGUGGGAGCCAAUGAGAUCUGGGUGAGGAAGACCAGUGACAGCACCAAGAUGAGGAUCUACCUGGGCCAGCUCCACCGUGGACUCUUUGUGAUCCGCCGGCGCUCUGCAGCUUGACUUCCACUGCCCCUCCCUUGGCCCCUUUUCUGGA